CAGUCGUAGUGGAUGGAUUCCACAACUCAUUGACGUGUGUCUAUCAACUGUUCAUUUCGCGAACGUUUCGCGAUUAGAAGUCGGAGCUGGUUGGAACGAAUUAGACACGAUAACGCAUUACUGAGUCUUAUCAGAUAUUAGCUGUAUAAUUAUUUGAAUCAUGACGUCCAUCAGCGAAAUUGAAACGGUGCCUAAAACGAAAAAACCAUCGGAUAGCGCAUUCAAGCAGCAACGGUUACCAGCCUGGCAACCGAUACUUACGGCUGGCACGGUACUGCCGACAUUUUUCGUCAUAGGAGUUGCAUUUAUACCAGUUGGUAUAGGAUUGCUCUAUUUCUCUGACGAGGUCAAGGAAUUCAAGUUAGAUUACACCUAUUGUAAUUCUACCAAUAGUACAGACAAACACAUUGUCACAUGUGCGGACGUGAUCGCAGAAGAUCCACUAGAUGAAUGUUGGUGCGAAAUGAAUUUUACAUUAGAAACAGGCUUUGGUGGCAAGGUUUACAUGUAUUACGGCCUGACAAACUUUUAUCAGAAUCAUCGUAGAUAUGUGAAGUCACGAGAUGACAAUCAGCUGCUGGGAAAACUGAAUGAACUUGUUUCAACCGAUUGUGAGCCGUUUGCCUAUGAGGAAGUGAACAAUACUUAUAAGAAGCCCAUUGCGCCAUGCGGAGCUAUUGCAAAUUCACUAUUCAGUGACGAACUGACGUUGUAUUCUGCAAAACACAAUAAACCCGUACCUUUAUUAAGGACCGGCAUAGCUUGGCCAUCCGAUAAGAAGAUUAAAUUCAAGAAUCCUACAGGCGAUCUUAAGGAAGCAUUUAAAGACUAUGCCAAGCCUAAAAACUGGACUAAGAACAUUUACGAGUUGGAUCUUAGGGAUCCAAGCAAUAACGGGUUCCAAAAUGAGGAUUUGAUCGUGUGGAUGAGGACUGCCGCAUUGCCCUCUUUCAGAAAACUCUACCGUAGAGUUGAUCACAGUGCAGAUGGCUUCCAAGACGGUUUAGUUACUGGAAAUUAUACUCUCAGGAUCAAGUAUUCAUUUUCAGUAUCCUCCUUCCAUGGAAACAAGUACAUGAUUUUAAGUACUACUUCACUUUUGGGAGGGAAGAAUCCUUUCCUUGGUAUCACUUACAUUGUUGUGGGGAGCCUAUGCUUAGUGCUGGGUAUAGCACUACUCAUUACACAUAUUAAAUGUUCUAAGAGCAAACUAAUGUAAAGACGACUACAAGAAAGUAUUCUUAGGGCAUCAUGUAUGUUCUUGUAAGUGUUUGUGAUAUUGUGUUACGUCUACGUCUAUAUAAUGAAUGUGUAUUGCCUUUGUAAGAAGAAGUAUGACCAAUCGGGUAAUGCGAUGUUUUAUUUCCUGCUGAAUAGUAAGAGAUACGUAAUAAUAUAAAGAAGAGUCAUGAAUGAUUAGCUCGAUUAGUCAUAUUUAGUGCAUUGUAUGCUUCAUUAGGAUACGUAUGUAUCCUCCUGCUGUGAAUGCCAGAGAAAUUGGAAUAUCUGUUUAAAUUGUUGCUGUAUAUAUUAGCUGCAAACUAAAGGGAUAAAAGUUCAUUACAUACAAUACAGUUAUUUAAGAAUACAAAGUAAUGCGCCUGAAAUUAAUAAAUGCAAGGUAAUAUAAAUUGUUUGUCGAAGUAAUCUUAGCACUUUGUUUUAUGUCUUGUGUUUCUCACAUAUAUAUUCGGGUGUAUAUUUCGAGAAAUCAAAUCAAAGAAUAAAUGACACACUCUUGUCUUGACACGUCUUGCACAAAAUUAUGACACAAAUCAUAUUUCUCGAGAGAGUAAAUAAAUAAAUCUGGCAAAUGCAUGUAGCAUGUUCUGAAGAAAUUUUCUUAAUUGAACUCGCUAAUGUAUUCCUGAUUUACAGAUUUUUGUUACGUUCAUUUUGAUUUGCUUUUCAUUUAAUCGUUGGGACAUUUUUUAUUAGAAAGUCGAACGUCCAUGCAAAUGUUCAUUUACAAUUAUCACAUACAUAUGUUUCUUCUUUUUGUAGCACCACCGAUAUGAUCAAUGUGACACCGACUACAGAAUAUCAUUAGGAUGAUUCUUCUACUCGAAAAUGAGCAUGAUUUUAUCAAUAUGGAUCAUUAUCGGCUAUCAUACAUACGUUCUUGUAGAACGAAUAAAUCUUUCCAUCUAACAACAUUGAUUUUCGGUAAACGAAACAUGCGAAUACGGUGAAGUAAUAAACAAAGCAUUUUUUAUUUAUUUAAAAAGAUGGUUAUGGCUGAAAAAUUUAGUUAAACUCAAUUAAGUUUCAGUAUUGUUACACGAUGUAUUCUUAAAUAGGAUAUUCAUAACCGAUAAAUUAUAUUACAAAUUCACGUGCAACAAAUUUAAUUAAAGACAUUUAAAUCGUUAAUUAUUAAUUAACUGACUAUAAUCAUUAUUAACAUCUGAUUAAGUUAUGACUAUCCUAUUGCAAAAGAUACGUAAACGUAAAAUGUUAUUAUUAUACAGAUGAUUAUACAGUGGUGAAACCAAAAUAUGUAUAAGUCUCUUUCCAUUUCUAAUGAAAGAGAAUUUUUCAUAAGGUACAAUUUUGCAUUAAAAAUACACUUUGAAGCGUUUAUUAAUGCACGUAUCUUAUAUUGUUUUUAUAUAAACGGUUUAAAAUGUUUUAUUUUAAAUUAAAAAUAUAAAGAUAUAAAAUAUUAGUAAAUUAGAUUUAUAUUAAACAUAUUCUUGUUAAUAGAGUUAAUAAUUAAUUUCACGUAAUAUAAUAAUUAUGAAAUUCUUUAAAAGAAUUUAAUUUAUUUGAUUUUGAAAUGCAUUGCUGUAAGAAAAGUUUAAUAGCAUAGCACAUUAAAAUAUUUAAAAACUUGUUUUUUUCAAGGUGCACAAAUAGAAAUUCCACUGAACUUGCAUUCUAUAAACAAAUCUGUAUUAUUUUAUUAUUUAUUAUUAUUUAAAAAUCGAUAUUUAUUAUGCAAAAUUAUAAUAGUCUGUUAUCUUUCAACAAAUUAUUUGCAUUAGAAAUAACAGAUGUUUACAUUCUCAAUAAUUUUCAGUAAUCAGAGAUAUCCUUUCUUUCAUGGAACAAAUAAUUAUAUAUUAUAUAUAUUAUUAAGAUGAUUAAAAUAUUAUCAAAAUUAAUUAUUAAUCAAACGAUGUAAGAUUUUAGUGUAGCAUUAAUAAUAUAAUAUCAUGUAAUAAUGGUUCACGAAAACAUUCAAGAAAUUAUGCAUUUCUUAAGAUCUAAUUAAUGUUGAAUACUUUCGUGAGCCAUUGUACAUAUUGUUCCUACAUUAAUUGUUCAGUAAUUUGGAUUUUUCUAUAGAAACAGCAUUGCUCUCAGAAUCGUCUUUCAAUAUUCUGAAUGCAAUUUUGCUUUAUUGUGCCUUAAUAAACAAAUAUAUACAUAUUGUAUAUUAAUAUAACAUGUAGCUAAGAAGGUUAAGUGUACCAUAGUUGCACUACUGUUUAUUAUUUUAUAAUGACAUAAGAAACCAAGCUGUUUUUUUAAAGUUAAAUGGUAGUAAAAUAAGAGAUUUGCGAAUCCAAUCUAGUCGACUAUGAAUGUAAUAGCGAAUGAAAAUAAAUGGUCAAAUUCAACA
Molecule: messenger RNA, 3568 nt
Organism: Ooceraea biroi (clonal raider ant)
Lineage: Eukaryota; Metazoa; Arthropoda; Insecta; Hymenoptera; Formicidae
Gene: CDC50
Product: cell cycle control protein 50A
Cellular component (GO): plasma membrane; endoplasmic reticulum; Golgi apparatus
Source: RefSeq, a predicted model, not a curated record